Messenger RNA from Carassius gibelio (silver crucian carp), 3335 nucleotides. Its product is annotated as CD81 antigen. NCBI's taxonomy places the organism in Eukaryota, Metazoa, Chordata, Actinopteri, Cypriniformes, Cyprinidae. Gene Ontology annotation, cellular component: membrane. The record is from RefSeq and is a predicted model, not a curated record. The coding region runs from base 149 to 856 and encodes 235 amino acids. The transcript is spliced from 8 exons.
CCUUUUUUCUUCUGUCGACUGAAUCCAAGCAGCAGCUCACUCACACACGGAGACUGGAGUUCACUCAGCGCGAGCACUGCGUAACGGCUGCUUCUUCGAGACACUUCUUCGUUAACCUGCUUUAAAACAUCCUCCAGAAACUGACACCAUGGGCGUGGAAGGCUGCACGAAAUGCAUCAAAUACAUGCUCUUCUUCUUCAAUUUCGUCUUUUGGCUGGCUGGUUGUGUGGUCUUGGGAGUUUCUCUCUGGCUUCGUCAUGACAACAAAACUAGCAGUAUUCUGGAACUGAAGUAUGAGGGCGCAGAAGCACCCAGCACCUUCUACAUCAGUAUCUACAUCCUGAUUGCUGUCGGUGCUGUGAUGAUGUUUGUUGGAUUCCUUGGGUGCUAUGGAGCCAUACAGGAAUCGCAGUGUCUUCUCGGAACAUUCUUUGCCUGCCUGGUCAUUCUGUUUGCCUGUGAGGUUGCUGCUGGAAUCUGGGGUUUCAUGAACAAAGACACGGUCUCCAAAGAGGUGAUCUCUUUCUAUGACUCUGUGUUUGACAAAGGCUCAUCAGCUCCAACUGAGGAGCAAAAAAAGGCUGCCGCUGCUGUCUUGAAGGUCUUUCAUGAGACUCUUAACUGCUGUGGCAAAGGAAUCUCUUCAGUGUGGCUUUCAGAAAUCUGUAAUAAAGACAAAACAAUUUCUACUUUUUUUAACCCCUCUGAGAACUGUCACACCAAGAUCAACGAUCUUUUCACUGACAAGAUCCAUUUGAUUGGUUUCGCUGCCUUGGCUGUCGCUGUUAUCAUGAUCUUCGAGAUGAUCUUCAGCAUGGUGCUUUGCUGCAGCAUCAGGAACAGCCCUGUUUACUGAAACAGAAGGGCAAGAUUUUACCUUUAAAAAAUUAGCCAAAAAAAAACAACCUUUUUUUUGUUUUGUAUCUACCAUCUUCUAUUUUGUUUUGUAUCUACCAUUGUUUCCUAAUGUAGUCACCCUGCCUAGUUCCCGAUGUCUCAGAACAAUUUUUUUCCUUUUUUUUUCCUUUUUGUUUUUUGAUCAAAAGUUGCAGUGGAACCACCAACAACUAGUCAGCUAUUGUUUAUGCUGUAGUUGGAAAAGACUAGUCGGGAUCUGUAGCUAUAGCAGUAGACUUACAAACACAGUACAUUAUCACAUGAAGAAUUGAUACAUUUAUUUGCUUGUAGUUUUUUUGCAUUAAAUUUGGAAGUACUGUUAUUGCUAUCAGUCAAUAUCAUUCUUUACGUGUGUACAUGUAUAAACUGUAUAUAUUUGCAGCCCUGUAUGGCUCUUAAGCAUGAAUCUUGUAUCGAACACUCCUGUCCAUCUUCUUUUCUGAGACUGCUGUUUGUAUGUUCACGGUUCUUCCUGAGAAACCACUAAAUAAACAGUGUUAGCUAGGUAGGAGAGCAAGUCAGAAUAGAGUGCUUAUUGGAAGUGAGAGUAAAAGGAUUAAUAACAUUAAAGACCCAUGUAUACUUCCUUUUCCGCGUUCCGCUCCAUCUAGCACAGUUGAACACUCAAGGAAUUCAAAAUAAACUCCGUAGACAGUGCUUUAGGACGGAUGCGUUCGACGCCUGCGCACUGCCUAGUGAACCUUCGUUUCCAAGGCUUCACGCGGACAGUAUGCACUGACGUUAGCAGACUUGCAUCACACGGACUGUCAACUGGAGUGAAAUUCGGACAAGGAAAGUAUACAUUUAAGCUCAUUCGGUUCAAAACGUACUAUAUACCGGGCUCUGUGAAUCAACAAGUUAAUGUCAGUCAACAGCACUUGUAACAUAAUGUUGUUUACAACAAAAAUUAGAUUCCACUCUAAAAAAACAGCAACAUUCUGGGUUACAAUGAUGUAUUUAAAAUAACGGUGAAUGAGGCCGAUUUGUAAACAUUUAAAUUUGGUUGUUUGAUUAGAGAAUUGAUCAGAACAACUUAAGAGCUCAAAUAAUAUUCAAGCUUUAAUAGAUGCGUUAAUUUAAGCGUGUGUAUAAAAUGACUCAUUUCUGUUUUAAAAUUCUCUAGAAAGAUACAUCAUUCACUUUUAUUUUACGUGCCUUCACCGCAGCAUUGGUUUUUGAUUUUUUGAAGAUCCAGAAUUAGUUUUUGUGCAACAUUACGCCGCGAAUGUUAUCAGUUGAGUUUAACUUAAUCGGCAGAAUCUAUGAUCAUUGUGUUUCUUAUUUGUGAGAUCACAGACGGAGAGAGCUGAUCCUAGAUCUGCAUUCGUGCUGUGGAAAGCUGUAAACCUAGAGCUUCUGAUGCCCACUUCAAUCUACAAUCUCUUUAUGCUCUCUUAAUACACUGUAAUGUAUUUUUCUAGAUGGCUGUCAUACAAGGAGUUGGACCACAUGUAGAUUCACUGCCACAGUCAAUGGAGUUCUAGCCUUAUUUACAGUGAUCCAAGCCAUAGAGAGGAUUCAUCCAAACCUACUAGCCUUAUUAAUGAAACACCUCAUCCCUUAAUCACUUAGAUAGCAAAUCCAAAUUGAUUCCUAAUGGAACCGUCUAUGCUGUAAGUGUAAUGUGUUCUGAUAUCACUCAACUGGGAAAUCCAAGGAGUUUGCGUGAUUGUCUGUAUGUACAUGUGUGAUAUGUAUUGACAGUGAGUUUAGAAGGACAGGCUUGGUUGGUUAUAGGAUUGACGAGCUCUUGACUCUUCACACUGCCACCUCUAUCACAGAUGUAGUUGUUGUAAUACCUUGUCACCUUCACUAGGUGGCGCUCUGGUAGUAGGCUUUUCAUUUUGAAAACUGGUGUCUACUCUCUUAGUAUGCCUGUGUACAUGUCUGUCAUGCACUUGUUCUUCUAGACCGCACUAAAACGAAGCGCCUUCAUCCAUGAUGCAUAAAUACCAUCAGAUUUGUGAUUUACAUACAUUAUGCAACCCUGUAUUGUUAACACAUAAUGCCUAUGCUGAUAUGCUUAGAAAGUGUCUUGUAAUGUGUACAGCUAUAUAGUAUACUAAUUACAAUGUAAAGACAAUGUAUGCCUUUAAUUGUGAUAUCUUUUUUUCUCUCUCUCUGGUAUGCAAUGAUUUCAUUUGAAGCAUGUAAGAAUUUUGGGGGUCCUGACAAGUCGAGCAUGAUCUACUAACUAUUAAAAAUUAUGAAGGAGAAACAGUUGUUAAUGAAAUUAACUGUUGAAGUUAAAACACAUCAGCGUAUUUGGACACUAUCAAAUGUUACUGUUGUGUUGAAAGAAUCUCAUACUAAUCUGAUACCCAAAUUGACAACUGUAACUCAAGCUCUCAUCAUCUUGACACAUCAUUUAUAGAUUUUGGUCUGAUUUUCUUGCCCAAAUAUUAAGGAAUUAAACGUAUUUUACAAAUAAUAGCCUA